This is a messenger RNA of Penaeus vannamei (Pacific white shrimp), 1260 nucleotides long. The record is from RefSeq and is a predicted model, not a curated record. NCBI's taxonomy places the organism in Eukaryota, Metazoa, Arthropoda, Malacostraca, Decapoda, Penaeidae.
AUGCGCAAGUUAUCCCUGCGCUGCUCACCAACCCCACAUUCGGUGCCGGGCGUGCCGCCGCCCGCGCCAACCCCGCCACCGUCAGCAGGCCUGUCACCCACGCCCACGCCGCCGACCACGCCCGCACGGCGGCUGGUCUCCUCACGCUCUCUGGGCUCCACCUCGUCGCCCCCGCUGACGCCUCCGGUCGUCUCACAGUACAACAUCCCGCCGUGCCUGCCCUCGCACCAGCACCACGCCCAGCUGCCGCCCACCCCAGGCCCUCCCUCGCACCGCUCACUCCCCGCCCUUCACGCCCACCACGUGCAGAAUGAUGCUCAGGCCCAUCACUCAUCCCACCCGACGUUGCACGCCCACCACCACUCCCCUCCCCAGCCCCACCCGCACCACUCCUCGCACCCCGCCCUCCACGCGCAGUCCCCUCACUCUUCCCCGCCGGCCAACCGCCCGCCGGGUCAUUUCUCGCACGCCGCGGCCCUCAGCGGGCACCAGCACCCGCGGCAGCUGCCCGGCCUGCCCCGCCACCACACACCAUCGGCGGCGUGGGGCAGCGGCCGCAUCCUGCCCCCCGCCCGCACCAUGACCCCAACGCCGCCGCCUCCGCCGCCGCCGUCGUCGUGGUCACCACCAGCAGCCUACAAGUACAGCCUGGACGUGCCUCGUGCCAACCUGCGAGACAUGCGGAGCAACACAUACCCUCCGCCGGGCGCCGACGGCUCCUCGCCCUCGCAGUCGUCCUCCACCACGAGCGGGACCACGAGCGGCGGCGGCUCGGGCGGCUCGCAGAACUCGCCCUCGGACCUGUUCCCGCCCUCGUCCCCGCGCCUUUCGCCGGGGGGACCCAUGGUGGCGCUGGCCGGGCGCGUGUCCCCUCAGCUGCCGCCCACGUCCCCCUGUGGACGGGUGCCCCCGCACUCCCCGGGGCCAAGAUCCUCGCUCUCCUCCUCGGUGUCCUCCUCGUGUGCCACGUCGCCCGUGCCCCGCCUGUCCCCAGUGCCACGCUCACCUGUCCACGCCCCCGUCACUCUCUCGCACUCCGCCCACUCGUCCCCGAGCCCAGCUCAUGCUUCGCCCAGUCACGCCCAUGCUUCACCGGUGGCACGUGGCUCGCCCGUGCCACCGCCCAUCAUCAGCUCCCCGACGCCCACGAUUCGAGGCUCACCUGCGCGGAGGAAAGGCUCCAUGCCGGAGUUGCGCUCGCCCUUGUUCAGGAAGACGACUCGGCCGCCCCUGCAGCGCUCGCACGCCACCGCUGGGUAA